This is a messenger RNA of Cryptotermes secundus, 2755 nucleotides long. RefSeq lists its product as uncharacterized. Gene Ontology annotation, biological process: cell differentiation; regulation of transcription by RNA polymerase II. The transcript has 4 exons. Lineage: Eukaryota; Metazoa; Arthropoda; Insecta; Blattodea; Kalotermitidae. The record is from RefSeq and is a predicted model, not a curated record. Bases 104 to 1036 code for a protein of 310 amino acids. Gene Ontology annotation, molecular function: DNA-binding transcription factor activity, RNA polymerase II-specific; sequence-specific DNA binding. Gene Ontology annotation, cellular component: nucleus.
ACAAAACAUAACAUGGUUUCUUUCACUCGAUGAAACAGAAGAUUGUCAACUCUCAGCAAGAAGACAGAAAGAGGGCACAGUCAGGUAAUGUUCCCCAGUCAUCAUGUUCAAGGCGAGGCUGGACCGUGCUGCUGGAGGUUACAUGGAGACGAAUAUUACGCUGUGGCAGUUUCUGCUGGAACUUCUUAUCAGUAACCAGUACACAAGUAUUAUCACCUGGACUAACAAUGAUGGCGAAUUUAAGUUGGUUAAUGCAGAAGAGGUGGCUCGCCUGUGGGGACUGAGGAAGAACAAGACGAACAUGAACUAUGACAAGCUGAGCCGUGCCUUGCGCUACUACUACGACAAGAAUAUCAUUAAGAAAGUACUGGGCCAGAAGUUUGUUUACAGAUUUGUGUCAUUCCCUGAGAUUGUAAAAAUGGAAAGUAAAGUUCCAUUUCGAGUGAAGAUGGAAAGCCUACAGAAAACGACUAGCGGAAUUUUCAGUAGAAAAUUUUAUUAUGGAUCUCCUGGAGCAGCCAUCGGGUUUAGUGGAUUCUCUGCAAAUAGCUCAACCUUGCAAGAGGUUCCUGACUUGUGCACUACGUUCACCUUGCCCCCAUCAUUGUUAGAAGCAUGGAGCAAGCUUCCUUUAUCACUAGCCCUUCAGAGUAAGGAGAGAAGCACGACAUACAAGCCAAUUAAUUUAGACACCAAGUGCCAUGGAAAUUAUAAUCAUCAGACUGGAAGGUGUCGAUCACCACUCAGUCACUACUUCCUUCAGCAAGACAACAACUGCAGCACUAGUGUCAUGGACAGGAAGCAAGAAAGUGGUCCUUCACUGAACAUGAGACCUUCUUCUUUUCAGGCCUUUGCAUCUAAGGCUUCUACUCCCAUCCAUUUUUGGAGUUCUGUCAAUCCAAUCCCUGGUCUCAGUGCUUACUCACCAUUUCAGUUCCCUUUUCCAACAGAGUCUUCUCUUAUUUACCCAGGCUCAACGUCUUCAUCCCUUUCAAUACUCUCACCAACGAAAGCUCCCAUUUCUGUAAUUCAGUAAAUCUACUCAUCAGUUGGAUAUAAUUGUAAUUAUUGUAUGUGCUUCAAUAAUGAUAUUCUCAUGAAUGAUAUUAAAGUAAGAGUAAGUAAAUAGUCACACUCACUGCUUUCAGAGAAUUCGUUUAAUAGAUCCUUUCUUAUAGAAGAAAUUAUACAAAUUUAAAAUGUAUCUGUACCAUGAUUUGACACUUAAUUGUUAAAAAAUAACCUCAUCCUUCACAGUACAGAAGCCAUAUUAAGACAAUCCAAGUUCCCUUACAUCACACUCAUACAAGGGCCUAUUAUCUCACUUGGAAGAGGAAUGGACUAUAAAAGCAACUUCUCUGCUCAGAUUUAGUCAUUAAUUAAAUUUUUUAUAUAACUUUACCAUCUUCAUUCUUAAUCCUUCACUUCCAACUUCAUUUUACAAAGAAACACGUUCUUAUACAGGGCAAACAAUGUUGUGAGGACAGAGUCCCUUGUCUCCACAGAUAAAGGCAAUGGCUUUCCCCGUAUAAUUAGCCAAUGGAAUCUACACAAGUGUCUCUUUAAAGCGCUCAAAGAAUCUGUCAGUUUUUUCACCUGUUUCAAAAUUGAACAUUGUCAGAUUUGUUCUAGAGAAACAGAACUGAAGCAGGCCUGAUAAAAGGUACAUUUUACAGUUGUUAAUAACUCAUCUGACUGUAUAUUUAUCAUACACAAAUAUCACAAAAAUAUGACAGUAUUGUCAUAUUCAUAUGUUAAUGACAAGACAUUGAUUAGAUUUAUUGAACACUUAUAACUUGUAACUACAAACAAUUAUAAUGCUAUCACUAAUCUACACACUUUACAGAUCCCCAUAGCAAACACUAUAACUUCCAUGUCUUCAUCAGUCGUUGCUUGGUAAUGGAUUCUAACAAUGGAGACUGCUCUAGUUUUGUGCUCAUGUUCUUGCUGUCUGGCUGGAUGCAUUUUAUUAUGCUGCUUCCAAUCAUACAGUUCAAUAAAGAAAUGCAGUUUCUCUUCUCAGAGUUUUGUUUAUGUGAGGUGGUUAGUAAACCCUAAUGAUCAUAUUGUUAAAAUAUCUGUAUAUUUCAGAUUCAUAAGGUUCAAUUAGUGAGCCAGAUUGUUUAGUGGUAAUUCUAUUUGGCAUGAGUAGGGUGGGGAAAUGUAAUGUUAAUUCUCUGAACUUGAAUAUAUUUUGGAAUCAUGUUAAUUGUGAAAUCCUAACAUGUAAAAUAGUUUUUAAAGAAAGAGAGUCUUUAGUUUUCAUGUGCAAAGUACAGUGUAUGCUUAGGAUAAAUUUUCAGUAUUAUCAUAGACAAUCUUUUAAUAAAGUUUUUCCUUCAGUUAUUGUAACAGUACUUUAGAUUUUCAGAUUACUGAAGAUGCUUCAGACAUGCUACUGCAUUCUGCUUUGAGAAAUUAAUAUUUUCUGAUCUAUUUUGUUAUCAGUUAUUAUUUGUUCCUGAGUUGCAUUCUAUUUAUUACUGGGUACUGUGCAAGUAACAUCUCCUUUAUAUGAAUAAUAUCUGAAAACCUCAAUAUUAUUGAUGGAUUUGUAGUUUUCACUGCAGUGCAUAUUAAGAAUAUUAGUUCUUGGGAUGUAGUGCCAUAUAGUCCAGCAGAGGGUGAACAUCUGUCAGAAUACACUUAUAUGAGUAUAUACAGCACUUACACAUUGAAGUGACUGAGAAAACAAUGUUUCUUGUAGGUCUCAAGUGUGUUUUGGAUAAAAGUUAUAAAGCUGAAUAAAACUAUC